AUGGCGACGUCAACCUCGAGCUUUACGCUUCCCGGUGUUGAUCCACCGGUGCGUGUUCAGUUGACACCAGACCUCUCACAGGACCAGUUGCUGUCUUUCCCGCCGUUUGCGAACUGGCUGUCGACUGUACAUCGUUCUCUGGCCAGACAGGAAGACGCUUCUCACGCGUUCCAUUCAAAGCCGUAUACGCUCCGAGGUAUCACCGUGCAGGCCGUCGACUACUUUGGCCCAAAGAAGCUGGGGUUUGUCAAGUUUAAAGCAGACGUCUCUACCGAUGAUGGAGAUAAGCUGCCGGGUAGCGUCUUUCUGAGAGGUGGCAGCGUCGGCAUGCUGCUCAUCCUCCAGCCAGACGACCUCCCAGACUCCUCCAACGAUGAAAAACAAGUCGUUCUUACCGUCCAGCCCCGUAUACCGGCAGGAUCACUUACCUUUACCGAACUACCGGCUGGCAUGAUCGACGAACAUGGCUCGUUUGCCGGAGCAGCAGCUCAAGAAAUACACGAGGAAACGGGCCUCGUUAUCAAACAAGAUGAACUCAUCAACAUGAGCUCGCUUGCUCUACUCACCAAAGACAGGAAAGCAGGCGAGGACGACGAUCUACAGAGUGCUGUAUACCCUUCGCCAGGAGGAUGUGAUGAAUUCAUCCCUCUCUUCCUGUGUGAGAAACGGCUGCCCAGACAAGACAUACAGCAGAUGCAAGGGAAGUUCACUGGCCUGAGGAAAGAAGGCGAGAUGAUUACGCUUAAGCUAGUGCCGCUGUCUCGACUGUGGAAGGAGGCUGCUAAAGAUGCAAAGGCCUUGUCCGCCUGGGCUUUAUACCAGGGCCUAAAGCAGGAUGGUCGACUAUAA
Messenger RNA from Nannizzia gypsea CBS 118893, 849 nucleotides. RefSeq names its product nudix hydrolase 14. The record is from RefSeq and is a predicted model, not a curated record. Gene Ontology annotation, molecular function: ADP-ribose pyrophosphatase activity; ADP-glucose pyrophosphatase activity. Gene Ontology annotation, biological process: ribose phosphate metabolic process; nucleoside phosphate metabolic process. The coding region runs from base 1 to 849 and encodes 282 amino acids. The transcript has 2 exons. NCBI's taxonomy places the organism in Eukaryota, Fungi, Ascomycota, Eurotiomycetes, Onygenales, Arthrodermataceae.